This is a messenger RNA of Acipenser ruthenus (sterlet), 3645 nucleotides long. Its product is annotated as heparan sulfate glucosamine 3-O-sulfotransferase 6-like. The transcript has 2 exons. NCBI's taxonomy places the organism in Eukaryota, Metazoa, Chordata, Actinopteri, Acipenseriformes, Acipenseridae. The record is from RefSeq and is a predicted model, not a curated record. The coding region runs from base 437 to 1645 and encodes 402 amino acids. Gene Ontology annotation, molecular function: [heparan sulfate]-glucosamine 3-sulfotransferase activity.
AAGUGAGUCUAUGAUUGGUAUGAGAGCGGAUGAGGGACCCUGAGUGAUCGCAUAAUUUGCAACUAGUAUUGAACAUGAAAAGGACGCUUCUGUGAAUUGAGGUUUCGAAAACAAAACAAAUGAGCAGGAUUUAACAUUUGGUGUUAGUGUUGUCUGAGCAAAAUAAACCUGAUAAAAUGGAAAUGAAAGUGGCCAGGGAGUAGAACGCACUGUUAUAAUAUAUGAAGAAGCCGUAUUACAAUGCGUGACAUUUCUACCUUUUUGGAGCUACCCUUGGUAACAGCGCGGCCACGCUCACCUCUGCCCGCAGUUGCACGGCCGACGCUGUUCGGAAAUAUCUUUUUGUAAAUUUUACAAAACAAAUUGUCCAGAUUUGUGAAAGACAAGGCAUGUUUCCAAAGUUUUUCAGCUGGCAUUUCCAUCAGGAUAGCGACUCAUGGGAUGUAGUAUUUGGAGAAAUAGGACCAAUCUUGGACUGUUAAAGGCACAAUCCAAAGUGUCCGUAUUUUUUACCAUGACCAUUAUUUUCACUUAUUUAUUUUAUUGUCUGGCGGGUUACUGCGAGACUCUACCACGGCCAGUGUAUGAUCACCAUCCCGCCACCAGCACAAGUAAAUAUCACAAUGGACAGAAUGCCUUUCAAGUGCAAAACAGCAUUUUGGAUGGAGCAGAUUUCGCUAAAGACAUGCCACAUUCACUAACUAAGACUUACAGAACUUUGCAAAGUUCUGGGGCUAGAGCGCUGCCUGGUUCUGACAAACUGCAUUCUAUCCUGCGACAGAUCGGAGACGUCCAAAGACAGAUUUCUGACGGGGACAAGGAGCAGUUCCAAGAUGCCAGCAGCAGCAUAUCUGUUUUCAAUAGCUUUGGGAGUAAAAAGUUACCGCAGGCGGUCAUCAUCGGGGUAAAGAAAGGGGGUACCCGUGCGCUGCUGGAGUUUCUCCGGAUUCAUCCCGACGUCAGAGCUGUGGGUGCCGAGCCCCAUUUCUUCGACAGGUUAUAUGACAAGGGGCUGGAGUGGUACAGAAACCUGAUGCCGAGGACGCUGGAUGGCCAGAUCACCAUGGAGAAGACUCCCAGCUACUUUGUGACCAAGGAGGCGCCCAAGCGCAUCUUCAACAUGUCUCGAGAAACCAAGCUGAUCGUGGUGGUGCGCAACCCAGUGACAAGGGCCAUCUCGGACUACACCCAGACCCUGUCCAAGAGCCCAGGCCUGCCCAGUUUCCGGGCGCUGGCCUUCAAGAACGCCAGCACAGGGCUGAUCGACACUUCCUGGAGCGCUGUGCGCAUCGGCAUCUACGCCAAGCACCUGGAGAACUGGCUGCAGUACUUCCCCCUGUCCCGCUUCCUUUUCGUCAGCGGGGAGAGGCUGGUCUCGCACCCUGCCGACGAGAUGGGCCGCGUCCAGGACUUCCUUGGCCUCAAGCGGGUCAUCUCUGACAAACAUUUCUACUUCAACGAGACCAAAGGCUUCCCCUGCCUCAAGAAGCCAGAGGGCAGCAGUCGACCACGUUGCCUCGGCAAGUCGAAAGGGAGGCCACACCCACAGAUCGACCCAGAGGUGGUGCAGAGACUGCAGGAGUUCUACAGGCCCUUCAAUCUCAAGUUUUACCAAAUGACCGGACAUGACUUUGGGUGGGAUUGACUUCCUUUUCCAAUGGCACUUUGAUGGACCUUCUUUACUAUUUUAAGAAUAAAUAAAGAAUCAAUCAUUCAUCCAAUCAAUGGCAAGCACCUACUGUAGGACAAGGAAGCUUUCCAUGUUUGGUUUAAACUAUCUCUAUGUAUGCAAUGUAAACUUUUAUGUUUCCAGUGGCAUCAACAGAAGCUACGGUCUAGUUGUUGACUACCAAGAUUUCCAAGAUUUUAUCUAGUACUCAUACGUGGGAAGGUAAUAAAGCAAUUCAUGGCAGGUAGAACAGAGGUGGCAGGUAGAACAGAUCACCUUAUUUAUGAGCAGGAUGUUAAAUGUGUUUUGGUACAUUAUAAGGGGUGUGAAGGGAAUAAGUAGAGGGACUGAUUUACACACAGUGCAAUAAGAAUACAGUCAGACUGUAUCCCUACAGUAUCCCUACAUCUCAAAUAGUCAUAAUCAAUCAGUCAUGCACAUAACAUUUCAAAGCUACAUUCAUAAUUUAAUGUUAUUUGUUUUAUUGAUCUAUGGUUCCUGAUGAUCAGUUGCUGUUUGACACAUUAUUAUAAUUAUUAUAAUUAUUGUUAUUAUUAUGAUUGUUAUUUUUGUUAUUCUUUUAUACUAUUUUAUAAAAAGAAAGGGAUAUCAUAUUUCCAACUCUUCACAAAUACAUGUGAAUACAGGUUUUGGGGAACUACAGAAUCAUUGGGUAGAAAUUAUGACAUUAUAUUGGUUUUUUUGUUUGUUUGUUUUUAUUACAGUGCUCCUUCAGUAUCUCAGAUGUGAGCGGCAGGCACUUCAAAUCAAUUUUAGGGAUCCACUCAAUUAAAGAGAAGAGGUUUUGUAGAUAGCCUUUUGAACUUUGUACUGUGUAUUAUACAACUACCAAGGUGAAUUUUUAGAUAUUUUUUGUAUUUAUUUAUUCAUUUUAUUUGAAUUGUAAUAUUUUUGUUCAGUUCAUCCCUUAAUACAACCCUGGAUUCAUUAAACUGCACCACUCCACAGUGCUCUACUCUUAUCAUCCUCGGACCAUGCAUCCAUUUAUACAGAUGUCAGGGUUUUCAUCUCUAAUUCAUACAGUACAUAGUAGUGUUAGUGCAGUUUGUAUAGGUUUGUAGGGUCCUGUUGCCAAAGUUUAACGUUCAUGGAAAUGUUCUACCAGGCAUGGGCAACUCUGGUCCAGGAGAGCCGUUCUAUACCAAGUUUACCAGCUCUAAUGUAGUUAACUUGUAUAGGAUCUGCAUGGAGGUUUAAUUAAGAACAUGGUCAGGAAUGGGCAGGGUUGCCCAUUCCUGUUUAGACUGUUGCUGGUUUCUUUAGCAAUGGCUGUCUCAUAUAUAGCAAACAUUAUAUUAUUCAUAAAAACAAACACAUUCUUUAAAUAAUGGGCUUUGUGAAUAUGGCAUAUACAUUUGAUUUAAUUAUGUAGAGUAGGAUUCAUUAUUUAUGUAUUUUACAAUUUAGUUUCACAUGUAAGUAGUCCUCGCAAAUGUAUCCACCCAGUAUGCAGUAUCUAAGUGGUAUAAAAUUAAUUUUACAUUUAGAAUAUUUUAGUUUUAGAAACUCUUGACUCACAUAGGAGAUCAUGUUGAGCUGCCAAGACAUGUGAAAACAAGCAAACAAACAAGGAAACACUGCAUCGCCAUGAACAUUAUAAAGUAUUGCAAUGGCAGAUCCAUAGUCUUUGAUUUAAUUCAGGCCAAUGUUUGCAGUCCCCAUGAACCUGUCAAUAACUAUAAAUGUAAAUGGCUGGAUUAUAAUUUAUAUUGCACAUUUUAUGUAACUGAGGACUGAAGGUACCUAAAUUCUACAUGGUCAUUGUUCAUGUAAAAUGACAUUUAUAUAUUGGUUUCAACAGCAUUUCUUUAAUCUCAUUUACUGCCAUUUCAGACUAACACUGUUCUUUACUGUAUAAAAUAAUUUAUAUAUUAAAAUUAAUACUGUUGCCUGCAUUGAGCAGUAAGUAACUGUGUUGUAUAUAUUUUUUUGUAAAAUAUUAGUAAAAUUAUUAU